Messenger RNA from Dendroctonus ponderosae (mountain pine beetle), 1901 nucleotides. RefSeq lists its product as uncharacterized. Bases 810 to 1490 code for a protein of 226 amino acids. Lineage: Eukaryota; Metazoa; Arthropoda; Insecta; Coleoptera; Curculionidae. The record is from RefSeq and is a predicted model, not a curated record. The transcript has 6 exons.
AUUUUUCACCUGACUUGCAUUCGCACACUUUAGAAGAACGAUCCCAGGUACUGCUUUCAUCUCUCGUCGAUCUUAACCCAAAUUCGAACAAAAACUCGAGAGAUCCGUCUGUGAAAUUCCGACUGAUUCGCUUUUUUAACUGCCGAUAAGUCUGUUAAUGGUUGGCGAAAGAGUGCGUGAUGGUGUUAUAAUGUGCGUUAAAUGUGAAAUUCUGAAUUAGUUUUAGCUCAAAGUGAAAUGUAGGACAAAAUCAGUGGUUCUUUAUAAAGGUAUUAGUCGUUUUUGGGGGGACUGGUACCAAGCAGAAUCCCCGGAGCAAAAAGGAUUUCUGGUUCAGUGGUUCUGUGCUUGACCGUUUCGAAUAAGAACCGGAACAUUGAACGAUAACAAUCCAAGGUUUGUGUUUGUAUUGUGAAGGAUAUGUGCAGUUUUUCAUUGUUGAGUGUCUCGACUAAUUGAGCUUUGGAUACUUUGUUAAAUUCCUGAAAGUGGGCGUGCUAAAAAUCUGCAAGAUACAUUUACUUAAAACGGAUAAAGGUUCAAUUAUAAGAGAAACUCUACAGCUAAAGCUUCCAGAAAUUCUAUUAGUUUGCUUCGGGCGCGACUGCAGCUGCUAGAAGCUCUGUUUCGUCUCAUCUCGGUUGCAAAUGUAAUUGCUAGUAGUCCUAAACUUUUAAAGCUUUUUUUCAUCUCGGGUGGACAUGUAACAGCGACACCAUUUAUAAGCAUAGAAUCCAAAGUGCAACAAUCGACAAAAUAAAAUGACCAACGUACCAAAACGACCAAGAGCGACGCCUUAGGAGCCAAAUAUGUCGAAUUUCAUCCGAAAAGGUUUGGUCUUUUGCACCUUCUUCAUAAGUUGCGCAGCUGCCGCUCUUUUGCUGGCCGCUAUCGGAACCAAGCACUGGACCGAAGCAAGCGCAAAACGAUCCAAAAACCCUCUGGAAAGCGACGGCCGGAUUCAUUUUGGCCUGUUUGAUGGCAGAAAGGAACUGAACGUUGCCUAUGGAUGGCGAACUUAUGAUAUUGAUGUGAUCCAGACCAUGAAACAUGAGCCGGAGUUUCUGAAUUACUGGAUGUGGUUGGGCACCGUACUCGCACUAUGUUUGGGCCUGUUGGUGUCGAUUAUCAGCGCUGUUUUAGCAAUAAUCAACACCGUGACCACUUCUUAUCGAUGUCUAGUGGGAAUGUCCGGGUUGAUUUUUUGGAAUCUCUUAACAACAUUUUUUUCGCUAAUUGCAAUCGCACUUUGGAUGGCUCAGUUCUUCACGAAAAUCCAAUACAAUGUUCUGUCGCGCGAAGACCGAAACAACGAAUGGACGUCCGAGGACAUGGCUGAAUUGGGAUAUUCGUUCUGGUUCGUCGUUGGAGCUUCCGGUGCGGCUGUUGUAAAUAUAAUUUUAGUGACAAUAGCUACAAGCGAAAAAGAAACGGAAACCGUCAUUCCCGUUUUGGAGGAGAAAACUAAUGGGGCAAUUAUGUUAUAUUAAUUAAUGUGCAUUAAAAUACGCAUAAAACUGGUUGGAAAACAUGGUUCUAUUUGAAAUUGGUGCCUUGUUAAUUGCUCGGGUCUUGCAACCUUCAACAAGACAAAAUACGUAAAUUAAAUCGCAGGAAUCAAGCUAAUCGCCCAUAAAAUUAGUUAAGUACAAAAACUGAACUUGAAAAUGACCGUCGAAUUAAAUAGUCGAGUUUGAAGGACUCAAUUGUGAAAGCUUUUCUUCUUUGCCAAAUGUUUAUCUUUUAAGUAGUCACUGUAAAUAGUUAACUAUUAGGUACUUUAACUAACAUUCUGUCCCAAAAUAUAGUACGUAUCCCUUUGGGGCAUUUUAAUCUGUUGUACAUUGUAUCGUUACAUAAUUUGGAGUUCCAGGUGAACUAAUAAAAACAAUUUAUAGGAG